Arabis nemorensis is the source of this 1035-nucleotide messenger RNA. The record is from the annotation of a GenBank genome assembly. NCBI's taxonomy places the organism in Eukaryota, Viridiplantae, Streptophyta, Magnoliopsida, Brassicales, Brassicaceae.
AUGGCAAUUCUUAGCUACAUCUCAGCAACAUCUACCACACCGCCGAUUCCUCAGGAUCAAUCUCCUUCUUCUUUACCCAGACCACCUACCAAAAUCAUCCUACCCAAUAAGAAACCGGAGAAAUGGUCCACCGGCGUUGCUCCCGGAGAGUACGGUGGUCCUCCGACUACCACCAAGCUCCGAAAGUACUGGGGAGGUGAAAAAGAAGAUCCAAUUACCUCCAAAGACUUAAUCUGGAACAGAGAAUUCGUGGAUCAAAUGAAGAAAUUGUUCGAUUCUCCUGAUGAUUCUUCUUUUCUCGACCCAUCUCCCUCUAAGGAAGAGUCAUCUGGGUUUCUAAGCUUUAGUAGAGUCAUGAGCCUUGACAGUAUGGAUGUUGAUUUGAGCAAAGAGCUUGUAUCGUCUUCCAAGCGCGUAAAAAAGGAUCUUGAUACCUCCAAAUCUGAAGCUAAGAAACAGAUGAGUAAAGCCACUUUGGUGUCUCCUAAAUGGAAGCUUGCACCAACACGUCGCGAGCAAGAUAAAUGGGAUAGAGCUACUAAGGCUGCAACUGGUGGCAGCGAAGUGAUGCUUAGGGAAGUGAGGCGGCCACGUGGUGACCCAGAAGUAUUGGCUGCUGAAUCCAGAGAACAAUAUUUCAAGCUGAAAAACAGGCUACAGCUUCUUACAGUCGGUAUCGGUGGUGUAGGUUUAGUAUCAGCUUAUAUCUCUUACACACCGGAGAUAACACUUAGUUUCGGUGCUGGCUUUCUCGGUUCACUUGCAUAUAUGAGGAUGCUUGGUAACUCUGUAGAUGCCAUGGCAGAUGGAGCCAGAGGAGUUAUGAAAGGUGCAGCUAACCAGCCACGGUUACUAGUCCCUGUUGUGUUGGUCAUGAUAUUCAAUAGAUGGAACGCAAUACUUGUUCCUGAGUAUGGAUUCAUGCAUUUGGAGUUGAUACCAAUGUUGGUUGGGUUCUUUACUUACAAAAUUGCGACAUUCUUUCAAGCUAUAGAAGAAGCCAUCUCCAUUACUAGUCAAAAGACAGAGGACUAA